GGGACGCGCCGGCCUGGGCCGUGGUGCCCGCCCCAGGGCUUUAGCCCUAGAGCUCCCCUGGCAGUCCUCCGCGCGUGUCCCCGCGGCAUGCCGCCCCCCGUGCUGUUCUGCGCUCUUUGCUGCGGACUCCUGGCUGCAUCUGCGCGUGCCAGCUACUCCACAGACCCCUGCAGCUGGAGGGGCAGUGGCCUGACCCAGGAACCGGGCAGCGUGGGGCAGCUGGCCCUGGCUUGUGCGGAGGGCUCCGUCGAGUGGCUGUACCCGGUGGGGGCGCUGCGCCUGGCCCUGGGCGGCCCAGACCCCAGUACAAGGCCUGGAGUCGCCUGCUUGCGUCCCUUGAGGCCUUUCACUGGCGCCCAGGUCUUCGCUGAGCGCGCAGGUGGCACCCUGGAGCUACUACUGGCUGAGGGCCCGGGCCUAGCUGGCGGGCGCUGCGUCCACUGGGGUCCCCGCGAGCGCCGGGCCCUCUUUCUACAGGCCACCCCGCAGCGUGACAUCAGCCGCCGCGCGGCUGCCUUUCGCUUUGAGCUACGUGAGGAUGGGCGUCCAGAACUGCUGCCCCAGGGCCCUGGCCUUGGCAUGAACGGUGCCUGCAGGCCUUGCAGUGAUGCUGAGCUUCUCCUGGCUGCAUGCACCAGUGAUUUUGUGAUCCAUGGGACCAUCCACCAGGUUGCUCAUGAUACAGAGCUGCAGGAAUCUGUCAUCACCGUGGUGGCCUCUCAUGUCCUCCGUCAGAAGCUGCCACUAUUCCUGGUGGGGAGUUCCGAGGGCCAGAGACAGGCCUCCAUUCGAACACUGCUGCGCUGUGGUGUCCAACCUGGCCCAGGCACCUUCCUCUUUAUGGGCUGGAGCCGCUUUGGUGAGGCCUGGCUAGGAUGUGCUCCCCGCUUCCAGGAGUUCAGACGUGCUUAUGCAGUUGCCCAUGCUGCCCGUCUCAACCCCUGUGAGGUGGCAUUGGACUGAGACUUCCUCUGGUACACGGUGCCAGGGAGGGCUUUGUGGGAGGGGAGGUGGGGAGACAGUGACUCCCAGGUACCCAAUGCUUCUGAGAUUAUAAUAAUAUUGAUCAUACCAGC
Cavia porcellus (domestic guinea pig) is the source of this 1076-nucleotide messenger RNA. RefSeq names its product meteorin, glial cell differentiation regulator (gene Metrn). The transcript is spliced from 4 exons. Gene Ontology annotation, molecular function: hormone activity. The coding region runs from base 88 to 963 and encodes 291 amino acids. The record is from RefSeq and is a predicted model, not a curated record. Gene Ontology annotation, biological process: positive regulation of axonogenesis; glial cell differentiation. Lineage: Eukaryota; Metazoa; Chordata; Mammalia; Rodentia; Caviidae.